This is a messenger RNA of Cariama cristata (Red-legged seriema), 1414 nucleotides long. RefSeq names its product protein spire homolog 2-like. Gene Ontology annotation, biological process: establishment of meiotic spindle localization; actin filament polymerization; polar body extrusion after meiotic divisions. Gene Ontology annotation, cellular component: cell cortex; cytoplasmic vesicle membrane. The record is from RefSeq and is a predicted model, not a curated record. Lineage: Eukaryota; Metazoa; Chordata; Aves; Cariamiformes; Cariamidae. Bases 1 to 1173 code for a protein of 390 amino acids. The transcript is spliced from 11 exons. Gene Ontology annotation, molecular function: actin binding.
AUGGAUGUGGAAGAUUUGGUGGAAAAUCCCCUUCAGAAGAAGGAAAAACACUGGGCAUCCCUGUGGCCCAGUGUCAUCCAUGAACUGCAGAAUGGUGUGAGGCUGCGCAAGGCCACUGAGCGACCACAGAGUCACGUGCCUCCAAAAGAAUGUGUGUGCUCUCCCUAUGAAUUACUUUUGGAUGAUAUUCAGCACAAGAGGUACACCCUUCGGAAGGUGAUCAUCGAGCAAAAACGCAGGACCCCCACAAUUGAUGUAGCUGCUCCCAAGCCUCAUCUAAAGCCUGUAGAAAUGCUUGUGACACCAAAUAUUGCCUUGAAAUAUCCAAGUGAUAAUUUCUUAACUCUCCAAGAUGCCAGUGCAGAGUUUAAAAUUGUCAACGCUACAACACAGCAGCUGGGACCAGGAGUUCACGAAACCACUCCCAAGCUGCCUUCCAGCACCUGGCUUACUUCAGCCAGGUCAGCAGGAGUAUCCUGCACAGGUCUCGCUACAAAUUGCGCACGUCCUCCCACGAGUGCAUCUACACUAGGAGACAUUAAACCUGAUCAUUUCCUGAAUGCUGGUCAACGGCAGCUGCCUCCUUACAGAGGAAGAUCCAAAUCUUUAGAGAGAGGCCUUCAAAGCAAGGAGCUUGACUGUCCCUUUGCUACCAAGUGGCCAUCACCAACCAUUGCUGAGCUGAUUGGAACCAGAUAUGCAAUGAUGGUGCAGGAGGUGCAAGGCCUCCAAGGAGGCGGUGAUGGUGUCUUUCCAAGAGCAAAGUUAUGUUUCAGCUGCCAUAAGCAGAUGUUUCUUAAGUGGCCUUACAGCUGUUACCUCUGCAGCAGUGUUGUCUGCUGCAACUGCUGCACCAAGAUGUCCAUGCCCUUCAGAACAUGUGUACAUCUCCCACUUCACUUCCUAAAACUUCUGAGACUCUCCAGAGAGGAGGACCCAGCUACGCAAGAGCAAAAGAACUCAGAGAUGGUGCAUGAAAUAGAGCACUGGGAAUGUUUGGGUGUACCCGUUAUUUUGGAACCCCAUUGCCUAGCACAGCCUCUGUGCUGUUACACAGGGACUCUGGCAGACUGGCUGACCACAGACAUCUGUACACGAUGCGAGCAGUAUCUGUUAAGCAUGGCUUCCAGUCAACAGCAAAGCAUCCCUCUCAGGAGAAUUUCCUGGCCUUGAACCAAACUGGAAUGACUCUGCCAUACAUUUCUCCUGUCACUUGUUCUGUACCUGAAGUAAAUGAAACAGCUUUAUGCACCUACUGACAUAAAGGCCUGAAUAAAAGACCUCCCUGCUGGUUAGUCUAAGCGGGAAGCACAGUUAGUAUUUAUGUAUUGUGAAGUAUUAUAAAACUUUGUGGUUUUUAGAACUCUUUUAAUUAUUUUUAUGUGUCUUUGGGGAAAAUAAAUGUUGAAGCACU